Messenger RNA from Oikopleura dioica, 627 nucleotides. The record is from the annotation of a GenBank genome assembly. NCBI's taxonomy places the organism in Eukaryota, Metazoa, Chordata, Appendicularia, Copelata, Oikopleuridae.
AUGUCCGCGUCCCCUGAUGAUCGUUCGGAAGCGUCAACGAAAACCGCAGUUUCUUCAGUCUCCCUUCUUCCCGACGAUAGCUCCAGCAUAUCUGGCGAAUCAGUUAAAACAGAACCUACUGAUGACGCUUCUUCGCGGCCGUUUUUGGUCCUUCCAUUACCUGAAAGUUCGAGUUUGUCGGAUGAUUCUGUUAAAACAGAGCGUAUUGAUGAUUCUCCUGUUCCCCCUGUUGAAUCUCCUCGUCCGUCAGUGGAUUCUCGAGUUCCACCAAUGGAUCCGAAUUCUUUCUCUACUCCCUGUCCGUCUGUUUCUCUCUCACAAGGGGUUAAAGUGAUCCAGAUAGAUAACGACCUCAAAGUCGACUUUAUCGAUAUAAAAAACCACCCGACCAAGAAGAUCCGGGCAAGACUUACGACGAAAACAAUCCAAGGGAGCCGAAACGAACUAUCCGACCCUAUCGUUGUCAACCGACUGGGGAUCUAUCAGAAAUGCCUAAAAUCCGUCAGUUGUGGAAUAUGCAACAAAGAUAACACGCUGACGAUGAACAUAUAUUGCUGGCAAACGGGAAGCUAUGACAUCUGCUGUUCUAAUUGUGGGCUGAGGAUACAAGACCCCAAGAAAAUGUAA